Molecule: messenger RNA, 638 nt
Organism: Zea mays
Lineage: Eukaryota; Viridiplantae; Streptophyta; Magnoliopsida; Poales; Poaceae
Exons: 2
Coding region: 338-574 (78 amino acids)
Cellular component (GO): plasma membrane
Source: RefSeq, a predicted model, not a curated record
ACCCAAGCCCAAGGAACGCCUCCCAGCCGCCAAUGCCCAUGCAUGAUCAGACGCGGCCGCGGGUUUCCUCCAGAUGCUUCGCUGCCUGCACUGGCGGUUCCACCCGUCCAACACGCGUUCGUGGAUGCCUCAGGCCGCCGACACGUACCUCGGCUGCGGCGGGCCUAUAAAGUGACGCGCGAGGCACGGGCGGCCCAGCACGCACCUGCUCCAUUACCCGUCUGCCGUCGGCAUAACAUAAUCGUCGUCGCGUGCAGUCCCCAUUCCCUUUUCCAGUGGUCUGUUGCUCGCGCUUCGUCCAGCUUCCCCGGAAGAGGUAGCACGGCAAGGGCAGAGGAUGAGUGACCCCAAGUACGCCUACCCCUACCCCGCGCAAGGUUACUACCAGGGGCCGUACCAGGGCCCGCCGGUGAUGGCGCCGCCGCAGUACGCCGCGCCGCCGCCCAGAAGGGAGCCGAGCUUCCUGGAAGGCUGGUACGUAUUCCCGGCCGGCCAACUCUCUGACCCUCUCUCUAUUAUUCCUCUGCCGCAAGUUUACUGUGCAGGCUCUGUCGUCUCUGUACUGUGUGGUUAAUUCCAAGUGAUGGCUCUCGCUUCAUCUGUUACGUUCUUGCGCCAUCAUAAUCUAAUCGGUUAUU